GGCGGAUUUCUCGCAUUGCCGCCCGAUGAUCGUCUGUAGGCUUAUUUUGCUCUAACGGCCACCCAGGUGGAGAUCCCCAGUCAAGAUGCUUCAAGAUGACGGCACGCAAGAUACUGUCCAGACACAACUGUGAUCCUCGUUCUCGGGCUGGUUGUGUCCAGUAGGCUAAGCCCGGCACAUUGCUAUCCGUCCAAUCACAUAUAAAGGCUGUCGUGUUUGGCGGUCACCUCUUCAUCAAACCAACCUACAACUUUCAAGUCCCACUUACUUCAGCUCACAACCCAUCUUACCAUGCAGAGCGGCACUCGCAAGAUCUUUAACGUCCUGUACUCCAACCAGGUCGUUGACCUGCAGUACGGCAGCAGCGCCGAAGGCACUCCUAUCGUCGGCUAUGAAAAUGCCACCACCACAAACCCGCACCAGCGCUGGGAUGUGCAAAUCCUCGAUCAGGACGAGGAAGGCAACAAUAUUACCGUCAGAUUGGCCAACAACGGAACCGGAACCUACAUGAGGGCCGAGCCAGAGAGGCUGGGCCAAGGCGUCUUCGGCAGCACCAUCGCCACGAAGUGGACCCUUGUCAAACAGAACGACAUGGGACAAUACAUGAUCCAAGGCCAAGAGGGAGAAUUGGUUUGCGCCCUCAGCAGCGGCAACAACCUCACUCAGAUCAAGCUCGCUGUCCCAGACAACAGUGACAACAGCCAGCUUUGGCUCUUGGAUGACAACUAAGCGAAGCUGUAGCUUGUGAAAGAAUGACUGGCGAAUGGCGUAACAAACCUUAUGUACACACAUC
Suillus clintonianus is the source of this 793-nucleotide messenger RNA. RefSeq lists its product as uncharacterized. The record is from RefSeq and is a predicted model, not a curated record. Bases 292 to 729 code for a protein of 145 amino acids. Lineage: Eukaryota; Fungi; Basidiomycota; Agaricomycetes; Boletales; Suillaceae. The transcript has 6 exons.